Messenger RNA from Betta splendens (Siamese fighting fish), 4730 nucleotides. It is a transcript of the gene man2a1, whose product is annotated as mannosidase, alpha, class 2A, member 1. Gene Ontology annotation, cellular component: Golgi membrane. Bases 512 to 3946 code for a protein of 1144 amino acids. Gene Ontology annotation, biological process: mannose metabolic process; N-glycan processing; protein deglycosylation. Lineage: Eukaryota; Metazoa; Chordata; Actinopteri; Anabantiformes; Osphronemidae. The record is from RefSeq and is a predicted model, not a curated record. Gene Ontology annotation, molecular function: carbohydrate binding; alpha-mannosidase activity. The transcript is spliced from 25 exons.
UGCGUCUGUAGACAGAAAUUAAACAGUCAGAAACAUGUUUUGUGAUAUUGCUUCGUGUAAAGUUUUUUGCAUUGUACAACACCAAAUUCGUCACGCACCUCCGGUCUAACCGGAUGUAGAAUUCCGCAGUUCUGAGUCAGCUGAAAAAUACCGGAAGCAAAACAAAACUUUGCAGAUUGAGUUUGCGCUGCAUAGGGACCAAAGGAAUCUUAGAAUUAAUUGUAUGUUUUGGUGAAAGGUUUUAUUUAAUCUAUGCCGUUUUUCUUGGGAACCUGACGUCACCCAGGUAGAAAAGUUUAGAAGAGCCCUAGACCCAACGGAGACGGGCUGCCCGACGCCGAAGCCCCGAGGAACCUCACGGAGAAAGUUUUAAAAAAUUUCUCUCGGCACUUGUUUGACUUUGACUGCGAGCCUCUGCUGUAUGGCAUCUGCUGGAAAAUAGUAUAGAAAAUAAUUAAAAUUUUCUUCUGCCAGGGUUCAUAUCAGUAACAGCAGGUAAAGUGAUGCAGUGAUGAAGAGGAGUCGGCUGCUGGCGGUGCUGGUGGGGGGGCUUUUCUGUGUGGUAGUGGUGUCUAUGUACCGCAUGCUGGAGCUGAUGCAGGGCGGGGAGCCCCCUGUUGGACAGGUAAAUGAAGAUUUGUCCCGCCUCCAGCAGAAGAUUGACAAGUUGGAACAUCUUCUGAGUGGCAACAAUCAACUGGUUGCUACGCUGCGUGAUUCUCUGCUCAACCACAAAGCACUAUGGGAAACAAGGGGCGGGGUCAAUAGGAGCUUGGACUCUGCCCAUUCAUUGUCUGGCUGCCAAUCGGUGAAAAAAAUGGAGGCUGGGGAAGAUGGAGUUCAGCUGCUCGACAUUUACGACCUCCUGCCCUUCGAUAACCCUGACGGUGGCGCCUGGAAACAAGGCUUUGAGAUCCGUUACCAUGGCAAUGAGUGGGAUGAGCAGCCACUGGAGCUUUUCUUGGUCCCACAUUCACACAAUGACCCAGGCUGGCUGAAGACGUUUGAUGGUUACUAUCAGGAUCAGACCAAGCACAUCCUUAACAACAUGCUCAUCAAGCUGAGCGAGGACAACAGGAGGAAGAUGAUCUGGGCAGAAAUCAGUUAUUUUUCUAAAUGGUGGAACGAUAUUGAUAAACAGAAGAGACACUUGGUAAAACGCCUGGUGGAGGCGGGGCAGUUGGAGCUGGUGACUGGUGGCUGGGUGAUGGCUGAUGAAGCAAACUCUCAUUACUUUGCUCUGCUGGAUCAGCUGAUUGAAGGUCACCAGUGGAUACAGAAACACCUGGGUGUUAAACCAAGCAGUGGUUGGGCAGUGGAUCCCUUUGGCCACUCCCCCUCUAUGACUUACCUGUUGAAGGGGGCGGGGCUUAAAAACAUGCUUAUUCAACGUGUUCACUACGCUGUCAAGAAACACUUCGCUCAGAAACAGACACUGGAGUUCCUGUGGCGACAGAGUUGGGACUCCACCUCCCGCAGUGACAUCACAUGUCACAUGAUGCCAUUCUACAGCUAUGACGUACCACACACGUGUGGGCCAAACCCAGCCGUUUGUUGUCAGUUCGACUUCCAUCGUCUGCCGGGAGGACGCGUGUUCUGUCCCUGGAGGAUCCCACCGCAGCCAAUUACAGAGCAGAACGUCGAGGAGAGAGCACUCCUCCUGCUGGAUCAGUACCGCCAGAAGUCUCGUCUUUUUCGUUCUCCGGUUCUUCUUGUUCCUCUUGGUGACGACUUUCGGUACGUGGAUGCGAGGGAGUGGGAUGAUCAGUUCAUCAACUACCAGAGGCUCUUUGACUACUUCGACCAGCAUCCGGAGCUGCACAUCAAGGCUCGUUUUGGAACACUGUCUGAUUAUUUUCAGGCUCUUCAUGGGCAUCUCAACUCUGCAGGAACGACUUUGCCGACGCUUCAAGGCGACUUUUUCACGUAUGCUGACCGGGACGAUCACUAUUGGAGCGGGUACUUCACCUCCAGACCGUUUUACAAACGCCUGGACAGAAUCUUGGAGGCCACACUCAGAGCUUCAGAAAUCCUCUUCAGCCUGACUCUGGCUGAAAUGCGACGUUUCCAUGGUAAUGGUCGCCUUAGUGCGGAUUUUCCUGCGCGUGAACACUUUGGGCUUCUGACGGAAGGGAGAAGGAACCUGGGGCUGUUCCAGCACCAUGACGCUGUCACUGGGACCGGCCGUGACCCCGUAGUGGUUGACUAUGGCACCAGGUUGUUUCAUUCAAUCCUGAACCUGCGCCAGGUAUUACAGAGCUCUGCCCACUGGCUGAUUCUAUUGGACAAGAACCAGUACCACCAUGACCAAUCAAAACCCUUCCUGCAGAUGGAUGAUGUGAUCUCAGCUCAGGACGCUUUGCCUCAGAAGAUGACUCUCAGACUCGGCGACCAGCCCAGGCCACUGAUCAUCUUCAAUCCAACAGAGCAGCUCCAAUCGUCUGUCAUAAGCAUCCUCAUCGACUGUCCAGAUGCUCAUGUUGUUGAAGCGCAAACAGGUCGACCAAUGGCUGCACAGAUCUCUGCGGUGUGGGUGGAGUUGAACCAGGCAUCCACAGACUCCUUCCAGCUCUCAUUCAUUGCAGAACUUCCUCCUUUGUCCCUCGUCGUGUACCAUGUGAGCAAAGCAACUACGGGCUCCACGGCCCGGGCCCAAUACACAGUCUAUCGUCAUGGCAGCCAGCUAGCUGUCCAUGCUGAACCCUUUCAGGUGUCAGCCCCCCAAGGGCCUGAGGCUGAUGUUCCCCUGUCUCUUAACAACAAGCACAUCCAUAUAUGGAGCUCACCAAAGACGGGGCUGUUGCAGAAGCUACGAAUGAAGUCUGGUCUGGUUCGUCAGCUCCAGGUCCAGUUCCUAUGGUAUGGAACCAGAAGUGGAUUUAACCAGGAUAAGAGUGGUGCCUACCUGUUCCUGCCUGGGAAGGAGGGGGCCCAGCCCUAUCCAUUUGCUCAGCCCCCCCUCGUUCGGAUCUCCAGAGGUCCGAUCUUCUCGGACGUCACUUCCUGUUUCAGACACUUCACGCACACGGUCCGACUGUACCACCUGGACGGGCAUGCUGGGAGAUCCGUGGAGAUUUCCAACAUGGUGGACAUCAGGUCAGAGGUCAACAGGGAGCUGGUUAUGCGGCUCAGAAGUGACGUUGCCAAUGGCAACCGUUUCUACACUGACCUCAAUGGCUUCCAGAUGCAGCAGCGGCGGACCCUGGACAAGCUGCCCCUGCAGGCCAACUUCUACCCAAUGAGCUCUGCGUCCUUCCUACAGGACUCCACAUCUCGCCUGUCGCUGCUGUCAGCUCAGAGUCAGGCAGUUGCUGCUCUCAAACCCGGUGAGCUGGAGGUUCUGUUGGACCGACGGCUGCAGCAGGACGAUAACCGCGGUCUUGGUCAGGGCGUCACCGACAACAAGUUGACAGCGAGUCUGUACCACCUGCUGCUGGAGGAGCGGAGUGGAGGUUCUCAGGAAGUUGGAGGAGCCUCGGUGGAACACCUAUCCCUGCUCGCCCACCUGAGUUCACUCUCUCUCUCCCACCCACCGUUCACCAUGGUUGCCAUGAGCAACAGCCAACUGCCAAAGAUGCAGACAUUCCUGCCGUUGCGAUUGUCACUGCCGUGUGACGUUCACUUGCUGAACCUGAGGACGUUGGAGGACCCGCAGGAGGCAGAGAGUCCAUCCCAGGAAGCAGCUCUUCUUCUCCACAGGAAAGGUUUAGACUGUAGCGCUGCCCCAGAGCCUGUACCAGCGUGCACGUGGAGUGAGCACGAAGAGGUGAAUCUAGAUGAGCUUUUCUCUCCUCUUCGCUUCCGAUCUGUCCGGCGCUCCGGUCUCACACUGCUGCGUGACGAUGAUGAAGAGCCCAAUUCUGGCCAGCACCGGCCACCACACGUUGCCCGUCUGCAGCCAAUGGAAAUCAGCGCCUUCCGCGUAGAGAUCCAUGAUUCAAAUUAAAAGUUAAAGCUGCCAAAACAUGGAGCCAAAAAACAAGAAAACCACUUAGGAGGAAAAUGUAAAGAAGAAACACAAAGCAGAAACCACGUUGCUGUGAAACUUGCUGGAGAAAGAACCUGACAAGCUGUGAAUCAUUAAAAUAAUGAAGCUGCAGCUUCAAUGCUAAUAAAUAAAACUGCAAACUAGAAUCUAACUAUAAUCCUCAUCACUUCCUCAGUUUGAUGCCAGUGGAACUGGACGAGUUGAAGCGUUCCUGUUGAUGUUUAGAACAGGUUAAAGGGCUCAUACUGAAGGUCAAACGUCAGACAAACUGGAAAAACUCCCGUCUGUGUUUGAACAGGUGAUGUUGCCAUGGUUACAGAAAAGGGGCCAAUCAUAUGUUUUGCGAAUCUGUAUUUUAAUGGCAACUGUCAAUCAUUGCCAGUUGUGUUACUACUGCUUUGUUUUUCUUUAGUGAUGAAUGUGGGGAAAUUAAGUUUGUGUUAAUUCUGAUGCUGGAUGUUUUUCACUGACUUUGUUUGUUUUACUUGAAUGUGGUUGUUUUGUAAUUUUCUGUUUUAAUUUUAGGAAACUCUGGGAAACCUUUGGGCAUUCAUUUUAGGAAACUCUGGGAAACCUUUGGGCAUUUAAUGUAAAGAAAUCUUUGAACAGGAUUAUUUCAGAUGAAUAUAAUAUAUUUUUUUAAAUUAAACAUUAUUUUUACUUUAUACUAAAUGCUUUUCUUUGCUUUUGGGAUAAAUUUGUGGUUUUAAUACUGAAAUAAAUUAUUACAUGUUUCUGAUGA